GGUAAUUGUAAUUACCUACCUACACACUGGGGCAGGAAAGACACAAAGAGGGAAAAGUUCCUCAAAUAAAAAAACCCCUAUUGAAUCUUGUGCAUUCACGAGGUCCCCCUUCAAUCGACCAGCCCGAUUUCUCUUCCCAAUUGUAGCGGGGCCUCCCCCGCCCCCAAACCGACAACCUGCACGCGAUUAACCCCCCUGUCGCCGCCUGCAUGCCCUGAUCUGACUGUCGCCGCCAAGAGAGCAUCCACUACAGCUUCUGGUAGUCUCGGCUCUGGGCUUCGUCCCACCUUGAUUGAACAAUGUGCUUCUCUGUAAGUUCAGCCUGCCCACCCGAUUCUGGGUGUGUGCUCCCUACAUUUUCCUCUCUUUUUUUCCUGUCAAAAGAUGCGACGAACCCCUUCUGCCAUCCGAUCCACCAAGGAUCUCGAAUGUUAUACAUUCAAUCGCACCGCUAUACAAUAUGAGCAGCGCGCUCGCCGACCUCGAUUAGCACAAGCCCUGAUACAGAAGCCAAAUCGCUUACCCCACACGCGCCCCCCCAGUUGCCCUGCCGAAAGGCCUCCAAGGUCGCCUCCGACCAGACCUCCGUGCGCUACAACAUGCCGACGUUUGGUCGCCACCAGGACGCCGGCGGCGCGCUGCGCCGGCUUGUCAACAUGACCACCCUGAUGGUCCCGACCCAGGGCGGAUUUCACAGGCCGCAAGCCACCGACCACAUUGACAGCGCCGUCGACAGCAACAUGACCAUCUGCCCCGGAUUCGAGAACCACAUUGUUAGGAUAUUCAAGAACCUGUGCGGGCCGGGCGCGGUGACUUUGAGCAGGGAGAGGUUCCAGGCUUUUCUAGAGGAUGUCCAAGGGGACGUUGUGACGAAGCCCCUGGAGAAGGAGAUGUAUACUCUGCACGAAUUCUUCGAGACGUGGUCGUACGUGUAUCGAAUGAAGCCGCAGACCAAGAUCGACUCGGCGCAGAAGGACCUGUCUAAGCCUAUUAGCCACUACUUUAUCAGCAGUAGUCACAACACGUAUCUCCUUGGAAACCAGCUGACAUCGGUCAGUUCGGUCGAGGCAUACAAAACGGCACUUGAACAGGAUUGCCGCUGUAUCGAGAUCGACGUGUGGAACAGCCCCGAAUACGCGUUAGGCUUGCGAACUCCAAGCAGGUCCAAGUCGCCGCGGCCGGGCCACAAGAGACACCUGUCAGCCUCAUCGAUAACAAGCGCGUUCGAAGAGCGACUCGACUCUCUGAAGCAAGUUUUAACGGGCAAGUCGUACUCUAGUUCUCAGACGACGACCGCCAAGACACUCAAAGUCCCACCUUGCGACCGCCGAAAUAGCAACAACCUAGAAGUACCGUCCACGAGGAACAGCGACACGACGUUCACGACGGGCUCCAACACUGCUGUGGAUGAUGCAGAUGAAAAACACGUCCCCGAGACUCAUGCUCGCAGGCGGUCACGGUCGCUGGCAAACCCAUCCAUGGAACCCGUCGUUAUGCACGCGCAUACUUACGCGCAGAGGGAUUGGACUUUGAGCAACUAUGUUGGCUUCCGGGAAGUGUGUCGGACGAUAGGCAAAACCGCCUUUGUCACAAAUCACCUGCCCAUUAUCAUCAGCCUAGAGGUGCACGCGGACGCGCAACAGCAAGAUCUCAUGGUGGAAAUUAUGCAACAGGAAUGGGGAGACCUCCUUUUGCAGGAGCAAAUUUUUGGCUGUGAUCCCAGAUUACGACUUCCGACUUUGGAGGAGCUCCAGGACAAGAUACUUAUCAAGGUGAAGAAGGCCUCGGUCGUUGCCAACUCAAACGGCACCGCCGACUCGCUGGGCAUACCACUCACGGCACUCAUCAGAGGCUCUGUGCCGGGCACCAGCUCGGACGAGGAGGCAAGCGGGAACCCGAACCGACCCAAGAUCUCGCCGCGCCUCAGCAAGCUGGCAGUAUAUACGCACAGCAAGCACUUUGGGGGCUUCAGCACCCGGGUGGCCAAAUCACCGUCCCAUAUAUUCAGUUUGAGCGAGGGCAGCAUCCAGCGCUGGGCCAAGGAGGACCCCGAGGGCAUGAAGUCGCAUAACAAGUCGUUCCUGAUGCGAGCUUACCCUGACCCAGUGUCACGCGUUGACAGCGGCAACAUGGAUCCGGCGUUUUGUUGGCGGCGCGGUGUGCAAAUGGUCGCCAUGAACUGGCAGACGCUGGACGGCGAGAUGAUGAUCAACCAUGCCAUGUUUGCGGACCAGGCUGGGUGGGCGCUCAAGCCGGCGGCGAUGCGCGGGCUCCCCGACGACUCUUUCGGGCCCAAGACGGUCGAGCUGCUGAGGAUAACAGCGUUUGCGGGACAAAACAUACGACCGACCACUCACGAGACUGUGAGCUCGUUCGACCCAUCGAUCAGUAUCAGCCUCUGCGUGGAGGGCCAGGACCCCAUCAAGCAUCAUCUCCCGAGCCGGGAGACGAGCAACCCGGACUGGGGUCACGAGGGCAAGUCGGUCUGCUUCAAGGAUGUGACCAACGUCAUGGAGCGCUUCAGCUUCGUCAAGAUCAAGGUCGAGGACGAUGGGGAGCUGUCCUCGUGGGCAUGCUACAGGCUCGACCGGCUACAGAGGGGCUACAGGUUCGUGGAGCUGAUGGGUCCUCGGGGCGAGCGGACAGAGGGCAAGCUGCUUGUCAAGAUUGACAAGGUGAUGCGGUGAAAGGGGGCAAAGAUUACAAACAAUAUUCAAAGGUACUAGUUUGGAUGGAUAAUGGUCUUGGAUAAUUUCCUAUGUCAUGCUUGGCGCUAGCUCGGGUGCAAACAGCCACAGGCUUUGGAUUUUUGGAUUUAUGGGGUUGGUCGUUUGUUUGUUGGUAAGCUUUGGUUUCAGUGUUCUAUACUUCCAGUGUUAUGUUUUUUUAUUCUUUGUUGGAUAAUAUAAUUUUUGGUCCAAGUGUAUGUGUGUGUAACAAUAAGUAUCCGGAAAACUAUUGGGCAAACGCAUUGUACUUGUACAAAGAAUCGCUCACUUUCAUAAAACGCAGUUGUCAGAGCAAGAUUUAAAAGCAACUUUAUAAGGAGUCAAAUGGCUGUACAUACUAUACUACCAAAACAGGCUCAAGUCAUUACGGGAAAUUCCCUCUGAAUAACCAG
Messenger RNA from Pyricularia oryzae 70-15, 3121 nucleotides. RefSeq names its product 1-phosphatidylinositol-4,5-bisphosphate phosphodiesterase 1. The transcript is spliced from 2 exons. Lineage: Eukaryota; Fungi; Ascomycota; Sordariomycetes; Magnaporthales; Pyriculariaceae. Gene Ontology annotation, molecular function: phosphatidylinositol-4,5-bisphosphate phospholipase C activity. Gene Ontology annotation, biological process: lipid metabolic process; phosphatidylinositol-mediated signaling. The coding region runs from base 600 to 2687 and encodes 695 amino acids. The record is from RefSeq and is a predicted model, not a curated record.